GUUAGCAGUAAUGUGUGCUCAAACUGGCGCGUAUUUCUGAUCGCUACGACACGUGAAUACUAACAGAAAUAAAAUGCUCGAUUAAUAUGUGCUUUGUAAGUGAAUCUUCAAUCUAUAUAAUUCAAGUUUGUGAAACAGAGUAGCCACAAUGAGAAAUUGAUUGAAAAAAGGAUAUGCACCAAUCACGAUCGCCUGCUGUGAAGACUGCCCUGCGCAGGUUCCGGUGCCUGCCAGUGAAAAUCUGCCUCAUCCUCGUCAUCACGCUGAGCUACGUAGCUCUCCAGUUCUACAGCGGACAUUGGGGUACCAGCCGCCCUGUCACAGCUUACAGCUCCAGAGAGGAUGAGCUGAGGCAGUACCAAAUGAAAGAAGUUGAUCUGGACUUCAUACGGCGGGCAGGACUCGUUGAUCAUAAGAUAGCCGAUUUAUCCGACUCGGACAUUGAUGGCAUGAAUCAGACAGAGCUCAUGGUAACUGUCCAUAGCUAUUUGGACAACUGUGACACGCUCUGCAAGCGCCGACUCCGGAUGGGCCUAAUAGGAGAAGGCGGUUGGGAGGUAUGCGACGACGAAGGGGUCAGGCCCAGGUCGCACCGGUGCCUGGUAUACUCCUUCGGGAACGAACGGGUAUUCAGCUUCGAAGACGACGUGGCCCGAGUGUACCGGUGCGAAGUUCAUAUCUUCAAAGCGUCCACGGAAAGAGCCGAGUACAACCGGAGCAGCCUGAUCCACGUCCAUCCGUACGGAGUCGGCCGAGUCACAGAAAUCACGCCUUUGGGAACUGAGCUUCAUACCUUUGCAGACAUACGCAGCAUCUUAAACCACGCUGGAAUAGCCAUCGAUCUGGUAAAAAUGGACAUUGAGAAUGGAGAGUGGUCAGUUUUGAGCGGCAUGUUGCUGGACAAGCAACUUCACAACAUCAGGCAGCUCCUAGUGGAGUUCCACGUGGGAUUUCCGCCAAAUCUAGAUCGUCUGCGUCGAAUUGUGAGAGUCAUGCGCAGUCUGAGUAGAAUAGGAUUUCGAAAAUUUUACGUCCACAAAAAUCCAAGGGGAAGCUAUCACCAUCCACAUUUUCCUAUUCUCAGGUCCAGAAAUUAUGAAAUUCAUUUUUUGAAUUCUAAAUAUUUAUAAAUGUAUGCAAAGAAAUAAACAAUUUUUUUUAAAGAAUAUAUGUCUAAUCGGUAAUAAUGUUAGAACCUUCAUCAAACUUAUUAUAUUACGGUAUCUAACAAUAAAUUAAAGAUACCUACCGGAAUGUUUAGUCAUAAAA
Molecule: messenger RNA, 1269 nt
Organism: Biomphalaria glabrata
Lineage: Eukaryota; Metazoa; Mollusca; Gastropoda; Planorbidae
Exons: 3
Coding region: 174-1130 (318 amino acids)
Source: RefSeq, a predicted model, not a curated record